Messenger RNA from Lytechinus variegatus (green sea urchin), 7017 nucleotides. RefSeq names its product protein LSM14 homolog A-like. The record is from RefSeq and is a predicted model, not a curated record. Gene Ontology annotation, cellular component: P-body. Gene Ontology annotation, biological process: cytoplasmic stress granule assembly; P-body assembly. Gene Ontology annotation, molecular function: mRNA binding. The transcript is spliced from 8 exons. Lineage: Eukaryota; Metazoa; Echinodermata; Echinoidea; Temnopleuroida; Toxopneustidae. Bases 115 to 1638 code for a protein of 507 amino acids.
UCAAAGGUUAUUUCGCGUCAGAUCUGUGAUCCUCAACACCAUCGAAGAGCUUCGAAGUUUAUCUAAAAUCCGGAGGCAUCCUUCCUCCUUAUUAGUUUAUAAUAAUUUAGAAAGAUGAGUGGAGGAGUGUCAUAUUAUGGGAGUAAAAUAAGCCUAGUAUCGAAUGCUGGAAUUCGGUAUGAAGGCCAUUUAUUCUCGGUUGAUACUGCCGAUUCGACGGUGACUCUUUCGAAAGUACGUUCCUUUGGAACAGAGGACAGGCCAUGUGAUCAUCCCGUCGCCCAGAGAGAUGAGAUGUAUGACUACAUUGUGUUUAGGGCUUCUGACAUUAAAGACCUGAUGGUGUGUGAAGCUCCUAAACCUCCACAGACAACCUCCAUUGCCCAAGAUCCAGCCAUUCUGCAGCACUCUGGCGCAGUGAGCUCUACCACCACCCCCAGCUUUCGGCCACCCAACACCUUUGCGUCGGCUCCAGCUCCCUUUGCUCCAUUUAAUCAGCUCCCCUACCAAUAUGGUGCUAUCGGAGGUAUGAUGCCAAAUCAGUUUGCAGCAGGCCAGGUUCAGCGCCCUCAAAUAGGAGUUGGCAGGCAGACUCCUCCACCCAACCGCAAGUCGCCCACUAUGGAGCAGGCAGUCCAAGCUUCCGGUCCGCAGUCACCCGACAAGGACAAGAACGAGAGCAGCAGUAAGGGGAGGAAAGACCACGACAAGAACGACCAUCGUGAUCAGGAGCCCCAGCCGCAGAGGAGACGAGGAUCCCGUGAGGAACAGCGCAGGGGUGGCAACAACAGGGAUUUCAGGGAUGUGAGAGAGGAGGGGCGUAAUAGGGAUAACCAGGAUCGCUACCGAGACAAUCAGAACAGGGAUCAUGAUCGAGAUGGAAACAGGAGAAGGAAUGAUAGAGGACCUCGGGAUCAAGGCCGCAGACCAGAUAACCAACAACAGCAGCAACAGCAGCCUUACAGGAGGGGUCGAGGAGGACGUGGCCGUGGUCAUCGUCCAUUGAUGGCUAAAGAUCCCAUCAAGGUUGGAACAGACUUUGACUUUGACACAGCUAAUGCCCAGUUUGAUAAGGAGGCUAUUGAGGAUGAAUUUGAGAGCAAACUGAAGAUUGUUAAUGGGGAUGAGAAGUCAAGUGAGCAUGAACAGGAAGGGUCAGGGAGUGAGACACCCACCAGUGAGAAUCAAGAUGACAAGGCAUUCUAUGAACCAGAGAAAUCCUUUUUUGACAGCAUCUCAUGUGAAUCAAAUAACCCAGAUGGAAAUCGAACUCGUCCUAGCCGCCGUGAAGAAUACAAGAUGAACACGGAAACUUUUGGAGUGCCGUUCUCCAGGGGACGCGGUCGUGGUAGAGGCGGAUUCUACCGGGGUGGUUACAAUAGAGGUGGAUACAAUAGCUACCAGGGUGGAUACAACAGGAGCGGUGGCGGAUACAGAGGCCGUAACAACUACCAAAGAGGUGGAGGAGGCGGUACAGCCUGGAAUAAUAGGAGGAAUCGCAACCAGGACUGGGGGCGAGGGGAUGCACCUCAGCGUAGGGACCGUGGAGACGAUAAUCGUAGGAGAGAGGAUGGGAUCGGAAAAGGCACUACGGAAAACAGCCAGAAAGAAGAUAUUAAAGUUGCAGAAGGAUCAUAGAAGAAAGGCAGACCAAAUGCCAAAUGAGCAUUUUUUUUGUACAAAGGACAAUUUUGUUCACAUUUGUGGCCAAAAGGAUAAGCAGAGCUUCACCGAAAGAGCUUGAUAUAGAAGCUAGCUAUGCAUGGCAGGAGCAACAGUGCUAAUCAAUUCAUGGGAACUAUAUAGUGCCUGGCUCAAAGGGAAAAAAAAACAGAUGAUAAAUAUAUUUCUUAAUAUUGUAGUAGAAUUAUUUUAUUGAUCAGUUCAAUAAAGGAGGUUUAUCCAUAAAUUGCCUACUACAUGUACAUGAUUAUUACAAGAGGAAUUUCUGAAUAGUCUCUCAGAGAAAGUUUUGUUGUAUUCAAGCUGUUGAUUUGUGCUUUGAUUGGAAAGGAAGAAUUCCUUUUUUAUCAUUAUGCUUUAACUUUCACUUGUGGAACAAUCAAGUCAAGUAAAGAUUUAGGCUGGAAAGAUGUCAAAAACUUAUUAGUUUUUGUUCAUUGUGAAGUAUAAUUUACAGAGAUCAAGUGUUAUUCUUGAAUGCAGCGACAAUAUUGUAUCCCACAAAAAAAAGUAACCCAUUUUCAGAGAUUAUUAAAAAUGUUUUUUACUAUGAAUUUGAUACUCCUGGCAAGAGUGGCAUCUCAUCUACAAUUUGAAACCAACAGCUAAGCAAAUCGUCACGUGUGGCAAGUCAUAAACAAUAAACAUUGAGGUAUAUCAGAAAAGAUUUGCACAGAAACUCCCAUGUGAAUCUGAAUCCACUCUCAUUCUAGGGAUCAGUAAGGGUAUCUUAGCAAAGAAUACAAAAGAAAUGCUAAUUGAGCCAAUCGUCGAAUAAGCAUGGUCGUUGUUUCUCGAACCAAUCUAUUCCCAUUUUUCUGCGCAACCUGGUUUUGACCUUAAAAUUUCAAACUCGUCUUGCCCAUUAAUGAUUGAAGUGUUUAUCUCAUGUUAAGUAUCAAAAUAAAGUGGGAAAAUUGAAUCAUAUGAGUACGUAAAUGAAAUAUAAUUUAUUUUCCUUUGAAGAAAAAGACAUGGGAAUCCAGGUUUCCUUUUUUCUGGGACACACUGUAUGUUAACAUUUGUUCAAUGUACAAUUCACCCCCUCGCCCUUCCAGUAUUCAAUGCAUGUUUGGAAUAAAAGCACAAUUCAAUUAUUUUUAUUUAUUUCCUUGUUGGCUUUUUUGUUCAAAUAUCAAAUCGAUGGAUUGCAAUUAAGUUAAAAGUUUCAAGACAAUUAUGCUAUUGGUCACAUUUUCAUGUAAAAAUAUUGGCUAUGUGGACAAAGCAUACAUGGACUAUUUAUUUCUUGUCACUUAAUUUUAGCAAAGAAAGAAUUUAACAUCCAGCGAAGGCUCUGUUGUAUAUAUGAAGGAAAUAAUUUCUGAAGGAUCUUCUCAGAAGAACCUCAGAGACAUAAACUCCAUACCAACAAUUGCAUGAAAAGCACUGCACGGUAAAUGUCAUAACGGCCUAUCUAUACCAUGUAGCACCAUGUGUAACUACGUAUUCUAUCAUUCAGCCUUCGUAAUACAUUGUAAUGCAGCUAUUAGCUUCGUUGCUCCUUUUUUUAAACCCAUUUGACUUUGUUCUUGUGGUUUAGUGAUGUAGUUGCGAAGGUGUAUGUCGCUUGCAUCCUUAAUGUGGGUCCUGGGUCACAUAACACAAAGGUUAGCGAUUAAUAAUAUGCUUGGUUUUCACAAUUAAUUGAAUAUUCUAGUCAUUGCAAUCAAUCAUAAAAAAUGUUUUAUGAUUGCUGCUAAGCUUUGUGUCACAGGCCCCUGGUCAACCCGAUAUUGUGUUUUUAACACUUUUGAAGUAGGCAAAUGAUAAGAUACUUAUCCUGAAUGAUGAUAGAUUGUCCAAAUUACUGAUUUCACAGGAUUUGAUUAGAGUAGAGACAUGACACGUGGUAGUUGGGGACAGAGAGGAAGAAGGCGAUGUAUGUUGGAAGUUUUGUUUUUAAUUGAAGGAAAAGUUGAGUUUCUGAAUUCUGAGAAAAGUUGAAUUUAUGAGCUUUCUCAUAAUUUUUUUUUACAUCGUUUAAAAGGAAUUUCAUAGCAAUAUUGUUCAUUUGUCAGGACUGCUCUUUGAAUUGUAAUUAAAAUUCACACAAGACAAGAAGUAAAUAGUUGUGGUUCUACUUACAUGUACAUGUCAUUUUAUAUGUGUGAAAUUUCAUUUACCUUUUGGGGAAAGUCAGAUGCUGAUUAUUACAUAAGAAUUUAGCAUUCAAAUUGCUUUCAUCCAAAUUAGCAUCCAAAUUGCUUGGAAAUCAAUUUACCAGAACUUAACUUAACCCUUUGAGAAUCUUGACAAAUACCUUACAUCUCUUGAUUCCCUUGAUCAAAGGAAGAAUAAAUCCUUUUGGCGUUUCCUACCAUGCUGAGGCCAGAUUAGCCCUUACAGCUAGUAUUUUGCUUUUCCUUUCAAUUAUCCCUGUUCUUGCACCAGUUCUUUAUGGCACUUUCUACCCUAUUAGAUGUAAUAUGCACUUUGCAUCAAUGUAUUUCCGUUGUCAAAGCAUUGUUUAGAAUAUGGAACUAGAAUAGACGCUAAAGGCUAUAUAUUCCAUUCACCCUCAACUAUUUAUAUUACCUCACUAUACUGGGAUGUUGAAAAAGUGGUUUUCCAUAGGAACAGAUGAAAUGAGGUUAAUGUUUAAUUGUUCAUAUAACUUUAGAAAAGUGAAUUUCGAAAAGUUUGAAAAACUUUGCUGGUGAUUUUUUUUUAGUGUGUGUUAGUGUUGUCAAUUUCAAUAUCAAACUGGUUAUAUGAUAUGGCUUUCUUUUGAAAGAACUUAAAAUAUACUACAGAACUACGUGUUCUACAUUGUAUCUCAACUGAUAUAAACUGAACUCCUCCAAUUUUGAGUUUGAAAUGAUGCCAUGGGUAAGAAAUAAAGAGACUAAUAUUUGAGGCCCGGUUGCAUUGUAUAAAAAAGUAACAUCACAAAAAUGGCAGUAUACUGUUUGCUUGGUUUUCUCUGCCAGCUGUCUAGAGUAUUUUAUUGUCAGAAUUCAACAAUAAAAUUUAGCACUGUCAAUUUGGUUUCUAUGCUAUUGUGUGCAGGAAUGUGAAAAAUAAUUAUCGCGCUUCAAAUUAAUCUUUUCAAUAGAUUUGAACAUGUGUCAAUUUCUCAUCAUUUUCGUGGAAAUACCAGGCAGAUGAUUAAUAGGGAAGACUGCAUUCUCAGGCUAAUGAGGUGACAAUAUCAUUGAUUAUUAUGUGUGUCUACAUGUAUGUCAUGCAAAACUAGAAAUGUGUUUGUAAUAUCAAUAAAACAUAACAUAUAUUUAUUGCCAUUGUCCACAGCGAUGAAAUGCUUCUAACGCUUCAUGGGGUGAUAUAAGAAGUAAUAAAUUAUGGAGAAACUUGAGAAAGUAUGUCAUUUAAAUGCACAUGGCAUAUCUAGAAAGAUGUUUUAUUAUCUUGCUUGUGUAGUCAAUGCAUACAUAAUCCCUCUUUACACAAGGCAUGAACUUCUCUGAUAGACAUCUGUUGGCAAAGGCUGCAGCUUUAUCAUUACUGUUAGUGUUGUAAACACUAACAGUAAGCAGUUCAUCUGAUAGUCUGAUGCACUGAGACUUCAAAUAGUAGGUGCGGAGCAACCACUGCCCUAGACAGGAAUAACCGUCGUUUCUGGGGAUUUAUUUAACAAUUUCUGACAUUUUGCAAUCAUCCCCAUUCAGUGAGCCAAUGCACUUCAGCGGAACAACCCAAAUACAGAGACUGAAGCUUUUGGUCUACUUUCUCAUUUUGCUUUAGUUUUCUGUUUAUCAACUAUGAUUUAUACAGAUUUUGUACAAAAAAAACUGCUUCCAGACAUUUGUUGAUAAGAAGACGAUGAUUAGAGGGGGGUAUUUGUUGUCUUGUGUAUCAGAUGAGUCACUAUUAAGUGUAACAGCAAAAAUAUUUAGUUGUAGCCUCUGCCUAGAUUAUAGGCUACAGAUACCAUCCCUGUACACAAAGGUUAAUACACUACGUUAUUAUUCUUGUUUCAGAGUUUGAGAUUUUAGCGGACUGGCCAUUUAUUCUCACCGACUGAUUUUUCCCCCACUUUGAGUGACUAAUGAAUCGAUAUCACAUUGUGUCGUCUGCAGAAGUUUGCUGCAUCUCUUUGUAUUAAUACUGUAGUGAUUGUACUGGUUAUUAGUCUAUGUCUUCCUAGUGUUGAUGUAAGCAGAUUUUACUGCAGGAUUGGUCUUCUUAAAAAAAUCUGGCAUCUGGUGUGUUUUAAGGUUAUUUUGGUUACUUUAAUGGCAUCAACUUGUGGUUGAUGUAUAGUUUACCAUGAUGAUAGUGAAUGUGAACGUUUCCUUGAUUUUUACGUCUGAUGUUAUUGGUAAAUAUUCAAGGUGAAAUCGUAAAAUUGAAGAUCUGACCAAAGUGAGAAAAUCUCACCUGGCAGAAUCAUCAGUGAUGUUCUCGGAUUUAAAUUUUUACGAAUUGUAAAUUAUCAUUUGAUGAUUCUUUUACUGCAGUAUGUGUAAGGCUCAACACAUGGCUUGGUAUUUAUUAAUUUUUACAAUAACAAAGAUGCCAAGGCAAGCUAAAAAUAAAGAGUGUACUAAGAACGUACAGAGAGGAUAUGUUUUAAAGAGAAUUUUUAUUUCGAUGGAAAUGUUUUGUGUUUGAAAUAUGACAAGAAAGUUAUAUGAAUUAACUUUAAUUGAAUUUGCAUCACAAAAAUGAAUGAUAUUCAGAAGUCAAGUGAACAUAUUAUACCCACAGUGAAAAGGGUUAUGUGAUUGUGGUAUAGGAAUCAUUGUAUGCUAUGGUUUCAAACAAAACUAAAUAUUUUUCCUGUUUCACUUGCUUCAUUUUGACAUUUUUUUCAAAGAUAAGUAUUUUGGAAUGUGUACAUUGAAAGUUAUUUCAAUAUCGGUGUAACAGCUGCAUUCAAUUGGGUUCAAAGUUGAAACUUGAAAAUUGCACUGAAUUCAACUCUUUACUUUUUGUGCGAUGAUGGAUCUUUAAAUGAAGAAGCUGUUUGAAAAAAAGAAAGAAAAACUGUUCUGAUUAAUCCAAUUACUUUCAAAUCUUGUGAGAUAAAUAUUCAGCAUGUAUGUGCAUUUCAGAAGUUGUAAGCAGCAGAAUUGUGGACUUGAUAGAAAAGUGGAAACUGUUCUUGUAACCUAUGGGAGACCUCAGCAUGCUGAUGACUGAAUGCAAAUGAAAUGAAGAUUGCAAAGAAAUUUAUUUUCAAGGAAGAUUCUAAAUGAAAUGAUGAAGAGAUACUCAAAUGUAGGUGAUGGCCUUUUUUAAGGAGAAACUAGGUGGAAAUGGCAUGAAUUUGGGAUGGCCACAACGAAAGCCCGUUGAGCAAUGUACAGUGACAGAUAACUGUAUAAUGUUAUGUUGUAUUUGUGAAAUAAAAGAAAAUAGAAAUCA